Messenger RNA from Clonostachys rhizophaga, 834 nucleotides. Lineage: Eukaryota; Fungi; Ascomycota; Sordariomycetes; Hypocreales; Bionectriaceae. The record is from the annotation of a GenBank genome assembly.
AUGGCCAGCGCCUCAGAUGCUGCUGUGCGAGGCGGCGAGAUCUUCUUCGCGUCGCACAACCCAGCCGCCACCACCACCAUCGUCCUCCUCCACGCCCUGUUCGCCAGCCAUCGCGAAUGGGACCACGUCGUCCCGCACCUCUCAGACUACCAUCUCAUCGUCCCAGACCUCCCGCAGCACUCCCGCUCUCGCCGCACCGGCCCGUUCACGCUCCAGCUGGCCGCCGCGGAGGUCGCCAAGCUCAUCAGGAACCACGCCCGCGGCGGCGUCGCGAACGUCGUGGGCGUCUCCCUCGGCGGCUUUGUCGCCCUCGAGCUCAUCCGCCGGCACCCGGAGACAGUCGCGUCCGCGUUCGUCUCCGGCUCGUCGCCCUUCACGGACCAGCAGCUCUGGAUCGCCCAGCGGCCGAUGCUCGUCCACUGGGGGCUCUGGGUCGUCAUGGGCAGCGGCAUCUACCGGCUGCAGGCCUGGCUCGCCGGGCUCGUGGAGCACGGCGACCUGCAGGCGGAGAUGAGGGCCAACAACAGCUACGAGCUCGCCAACUCGGCCUUCUUCGAGAUGAGCACCUGGCAGUCGGACGCCGCCAGGGCGGUCGCGAAGCAGGACAGGCGCGUCCUGGUGGCUGCUGGUGAGAAUGGCGAUCCGAGGGACAAGGCGAGGGAGCUGGCUCACACCUUGCAGGAGGGUGGCCGCGGUGAGGGCAAGCAGACUCGAGUGUACCUUGUCAAGGAUGCCAUCCACACAUGGGAUCUCCAAUUCCCGGAGCUCUUUGGGACAGCCAUCAAGGCUUGGAUCGGCAAGCAGCCACUCCCGGCUGAAUUCAAGGGGCUGUGA